CAAUCCACACAGUUUCAUAUCAAAGAUCGAUGGAAAGGGAAAUAUUCGAAGAUAAGAAAGGCGUGGAGUUGAGGGAUGAGGAAGCAGAGAGAGGCGAUGAAUCGUUCAUUGAAAUUAUACCUAUCAACGUCAAGACCGCGGAUGACUUGAACAUCUUGCUUUGGCCUCUCGGUACUGAAAAGCCACCCAUCUUCGAAUCGCCUCCCACCUGCUUCUCUGCACACGCCGCCAUGAGACUAAUGAAGAUGACAAAGAGUAUAAUAGGAAUGAGGAUGAUGAUGAAAGUGGGAUGUGUGAGUGUAGUGGGGAUGAUAAGAGAGAAUGUGGCAGAGAAAUGGGUGAAAAUGGAAGAAAGAAGAAGAAACAAAGAGUGGAGCAGAGGAAGUUCCCCAGUUCACAAUGUCCAGCUUGAAGAAACACACGAGGACUCCAUCAACGCAGCCAUCGCUUAUUGCAAGGCCUCCUUGGCAUCUACAUUAUAACCACGAAAAUAUAUGGCCGUCGACACAUGUAUACCUCAAUGAAAACUAUUUAUUGAAAUUAUACCCAUCAACGUCAACGGUACGGCUUAUUCUGCUGUUGGUACUUGGUAUACGUAUGGGUGAACCGGGGGUUUUGACGAGUUUAUGUUAUCAGUUAUCACCGCAGUUUAAAAGCAGAGAGAGCGCUUCUUCUUAAAGAUAUUUGAGACUUAGGUUUGUAUGAGUAUAGAAACGAAGAAGAAGACAAGAGAUAUGAACUAGUUUCUGUACUCUCUUCUCACUUGUAUUUUCUAUUUCUUAUUAUGUUCAC
Tarenaya hassleriana is the source of this 792-nucleotide messenger RNA. RefSeq lists its product as uncharacterized. Bases 30 to 482 code for a protein of 150 amino acids. The transcript is spliced from 2 exons. The record is from RefSeq and is a predicted model, not a curated record. NCBI's taxonomy places the organism in Eukaryota, Viridiplantae, Streptophyta, Magnoliopsida, Brassicales, Cleomaceae.